Messenger RNA from Babjeviella inositovora NRRL Y-12698, 1646 nucleotides. RefSeq lists its product as uncharacterized. Lineage: Eukaryota; Fungi; Ascomycota; Pichiomycetes; Serinales. The transcript is spliced from 2 exons. Bases 40 to 1170 code for a protein of 376 amino acids. Gene Ontology annotation, molecular function: RNA binding. The record is from RefSeq and is a predicted model, not a curated record.
CUUUACUAGAGAUUCCAUUUCAAACACCAUCCACACACUAUGUCGUCUGUCUCGUAUGCCCAUGCUGCCGCCGGUUCCACCACCGCUCCAGCAAGCGAAGCCGCUGUUGAAAUCGUCUCUGAAGAAGUUAUUGCGCCUACUGACGAAGCCGAGGUCGCAGGAAUCACCGACGUAGCCACCAAUGAGGUUGAGACCGAGGAAGAAAAGGACGUUAACAAGUUGAAGAACUUGUCGCCAGCGCCGUUGCCAGCCAAGUCUGCAUGGGCGGUUCCAUCCGCGCCAGUCUCGCCAGUGUCAUCCUCUGAUGCCAAGUGGCCAACUCCUGAGGCGGCCCUCAUCGUCGAACAACAGCAAAAUGGAGGUAUCAAGCCAGCGUCCGGGAAGUGGGUCCCAUUGAAAGCCAAUUUGGUCAUUGCCAGCCCUAAAAACAAUGCCAAAACCGCCAAUACCCAGCAGAAGAAGACCAAGACCACCAAGACUAAGACCAAGACUGUAGCACCAAAGAAGAAGGCCCAAGACGAGUCUAAAGACGCAGAGGCGGAGAUCCCAACCGAGGAAGAGGAUAAGUCACGCGCUGCCCAAAAACCGUUUAAGAAAUAUCCUUUCAACAGCAGACAGCAGAACGGGACGUUUGUGCCGUACGCUAAUAGGCAGAGCGGCUUUGCAGGCAAUAAUCGCAGCUACAUCAAUGGUUUGAACAGCAACGGAUACAAAAGCUUCCCCUUCCAGAACAACUACAACUUUGUGCCGUUCAGCCCACACCAGAAUGCCACUUACCACAACAAUACCUACUACAGCAACCCGCAGUACCAGAAUGCAGUGGGCCAGAGCGGCGAUACCGUGGCGUUGUUGACCUACCAGAUCGACUACUACUUUUCCGUCAACAACUUGGCGAAGGACAUCUUCUUAAGAAAGAACUUUACCCUUGAGAACGAGGGGAAGGUGCCAGUAGGCGUUGUGCUCGCGUUUGCCAGAUUGCAGAAGAUUUCCCAGGGCGACAUCGACCAGGUCAAGAAGUGUUUGCUUGCCAAUGCCUUUACGAAUGUCGAGGUUUUUGGUUUGCCAGAGGAGGCCGAAGGGACUGAAGGCGGAGUUGAGUUGGACUUGGACGCUGUAUACUUGAGAGCCAAAGAGAACUGGGAGCAGUGGAUCCUUCCAGUUGAGAACUAGUCUUUCUCACUAUCGUCCUCCGAUCUCCUGAUCUCAAGUCUUUUCCUCCCAAAACCCCAGAUCUUUCUAAUGAAACCUUUCUCCAAUCUCCUCUAUCCCACUCUCCACCAUCUAUCUGUCCCUCCUGUCACUUUGCAUGUUCCUUUCUGCUUGAACGGUUCACCCUAUAGCGAAAGCUUUACCGGUUCUUGCCGAGAUCUCGUCUACCUUAAUCUUCCGAGAGUUUUUGCGAGAGCCGGUGAAGCCUCUGUUGAUUGCGAAACCGUACCUCCCCAAUGCCCUCACAGGCUCAUUUCUAUCCGAGACUAUGUCUUCGAGAUACCCAUAUUGAAAAAAUACCCAAGAAAUCUAAUGUUGCAGAAGGAAGCCGAUUCCCCGGUCGCCUUCUCUUAUGUGUUUAUAGCGUCUUCGGACACCUCUUUUUAUAUAAUUCAGUUUUUUUUUUUUUUUUUUUUUUUCUUACAUGUAUGUUUCAU